Molecule: messenger RNA, 579 nt
Organism: Parathielavia appendiculata
Lineage: Eukaryota; Fungi; Ascomycota; Sordariomycetes; Sordariales; Chaetomiaceae
Exons: 1
Coding region: 1-579 (192 amino acids)
Source: RefSeq, a predicted model, not a curated record
AUGGCCCAAGCUUGGGCGGCUUCUAUGACCCCCUCCGACAGGAACAAGCGCUGGAGCGAUGCCGGAUUUAAGCCAUCCGACUGCAACGGUUUCACCCCCUUGCCUCAGCCGGACUUCAGAGGCAAGCACGGUAUCGUCUUCCAGGAUGCCUGCUGGAGCCUGCUGGAAGCCGUGUUGGACCUAGCCCAGCUGUCGCUCCGACGCUUGUUCGACGUCUGCAACUCGCUUCCCGUUUCGCAAAAGUGUCGCGCUCCUACCUGGGGCCAUGGUUUUGGCGGAGCCAUCGUCGUCGACAAGAUUCAUCACUUCCCAUGGGAAGGUCGGCACGAGCUUUCGGAAUCGACACUGGCCAAACCACACCCGGUCUUCCGCAGAAACCCCUACCAGGUCCCGGGAGUCGACCGCCUCCUUGAUGAGGACCCACAGCAACCGCCGGCGGCGACGCAACUUGCUCGACCGCCGCGAGCUUUGGCGCUGGAUUGUUUCGCAUUACUGGCCGAGGAGCUGUGCGCAGCCAUCGCCAUGCUCCUUCCCACCGCAGAUGUCCUUCGUGCCUGCCUGGCGUCGCGAGCAUUCUGA